CCGUCAGGGACUAGUUGUUCUGUUGUUUUCAUUUUCACUUUUCAUUUUACAAAACCUUUCCCGUCGUGGAGUGCGCCGCUUUAUUUUCAAAGCAUUUGUGAAGUUCGAAAUGGUGUCAUUUCAAAUGCAUUCAUAGUAAUUAUGAAAAGUUCUUGAAUUUAGUGUAAUGUACGACCUAUCAAUCAUGGCUUCAAGCAAUUUAUCACAGCUAAUUUCAUCGGACAUAUUUACCACAGGAAAUCACUAUGAAGAAGUCAGCGUUAUAGGCAAUGGUGCUUAUGGAACUGUCUACAAAGCUAAAGACCUCUCUAAUGCGGGGAGUAUUGUUGCUUUGAAGAAAGUGAAGAUUCCUUUAGGGGAUGAAGGAAUACCUCAGUCCACAAUUAGAGAAAUAGCAAUGUUGAAAUUGCUGGAUCGUCAUCGCCAUCCAAACAUCGUGAGGUUACUUGAUGUUUGUCAAGGACAGCGUAUAAGCCAGACUAACCAGCUAGUUUUAUUUCUUGUGUUUGAACACGUCAAUCAAGAUUUGGCAAGCUACAUACAGAGAUGUCCUCCCCCUGGACUCAGCCGGUGCAAAAUCAAGGACAUCUCACGUCAAAUUCUGGAUGGUGUGGACUUUUUACAUAGUCACAGAAUGGUUCAUCGCGAUUUGAAACCUCAAAACAUUUUAAUUGGGGCAGAUGAUAAAAUUAAAAUUGCAGAUUUUGGUCUUGCAAAAACAUAUGACUUUGAUAUGAGACUGACUUCUGUCGUUGUUACUCUGUGGUAUCGUUCUCCUGAAGUUUUACUCGGACAGUCGUAUGGGACCUCAGUAGAUAUCUGGUCAUGUGGCUGCAUCAUUGCUGAAAUGUUCAAACUUGAACCACUCUUUUGUGGCUCAUCAGAAGGAGACCAGUUGAAUAGAAUAUUUGAAGUAAUAGGAACGCCAUCCCUUGAAGAAUGGCCAAAACAAGUCUCCUUGGAAUGGAGUUCUUUCUCUAUUCAUGAACCAAAAUCCUUCUCAUCUCUUUUGCCCUCGAUUUGUCAAGCAGGCACUGAUCUGCUUAAAUCAAUGCUCACUUUUGAUCCAAAAACCAGGAUAUCAGCCCAACAAGCCCUAAGUCAUCCUUUUUUCCAAGAAACGUAACAUAAUAGAAAUUGGGAUUUCUAAACCUCUAUGUGCCAAGAAAGUUCAGGCUUGAAAUAACCUUAAUAAAAUGCAGUUCUUGAGCUUACGUUUAAGUAAGCUGAGAAUCUAAAGUCUUAAUAUGAUAGCAGCGAAAGUAUUUUAAUCAGUGAAGAACGUUCGAGACUGAAUGUUAGUUACGUCUGUGUUCUUUUUGAAGGCGACAAAAAAACUUGUCUAAAAGAGUCUGCAGAGCUCGAAUUCACUAGUGGUGAACAUGUUAAGAUGUUGAGUGAUGCAGCCUCUGGAAGUCUGGACCAAUCAGAGAUUGAAAUUUGUCUUGAUAUGCGAUGAGAAAGUUCUAAGAUAAUUGGAGCUCUCAUUAUUCUUUUUACCUCCGUAUGUGAUUUUCAAAAAAGCUCAAUCUAUUGUAACUUUUAUUUUAAGUGCAAAAAAUUUAUUUUUACCCUUUGUAUUUUUAUCCUUGUAAAGUAUAAAAUAUUUGUAUUCGUUCAUAUCAUCAGACAUAGAAGAAAUGACUUGUCAGAUAUUUUUAGACGGGUAUGCAAAGCAUUUAUCUACUCUUUUUUAUUGUAAAUUUUUUAUGGAAGCUCAUUUCCUUGUACCAUGGAAACUUAAAUAAAUAAUUUUUUUUAAAAA
Messenger RNA from Bemisia tabaci, 1765 nucleotides. Its product is annotated as cyclin-dependent kinase 4. The record is from RefSeq and is a predicted model, not a curated record. Gene Ontology annotation, biological process: signal transduction; regulation of gene expression; regulation of G2/M transition of mitotic cell cycle. Lineage: Eukaryota; Metazoa; Arthropoda; Insecta; Hemiptera; Aleyrodidae. Gene Ontology annotation, molecular function: cyclin-dependent protein serine/threonine kinase activity; ATP binding; cyclin binding. Gene Ontology annotation, cellular component: nucleus; cyclin-dependent protein kinase holoenzyme complex; cytoplasm.